GAUGAGGAUAUGAGGGCCUAUCCACUCAAAUAUUGGUGUAUGGUCUUGGAAUUCGAGGGUUAAACUUUCCAUUUUUCCUACAAAAAUAAUAAGGUGUCUGCCCUUCUUUCAUUAUUCAUAAAACACUAACACUUCAAACUAAAAUUCCCUCUCUCUCUUGCUGAAGCGCCAUGGCUUCCAUCACUGCAACAACAGGGACCUCAACCCUUGCCCUUGCAAGCCUCAUUUCUAGGGUCUCCGCUACUAAGCAAUCGCCAAUAAUUCUAGGAUUGCCAACACUAGCAAAGAAGGGAGGAGUGAGGUGCUCCCUAGAGGCAAAGCCUAGCACCAACCCAUGUGUGGGUGCGGCCUUGGUUGCUUCAGUGGCUACAAUUUCGAGCCCAGCUCUUGCUCUAGUUGAUGAGAGGUUAAGCACUGAAGGGACUGGUCUUAGCCUAGGUAUAAGCAACAACCUUCUUGCAUGGAUCCUUUUUGGUGUUUUUGGGCUUAUUUGGGCUCUCUACUUUAUUUACACCUCCACCCUUGAAGAGGAUGAGGAGUCUGGUCUCUCUCUCUAGAUCACAAUUAUUGUUGCUGUAAAAGAAAUA
This is a messenger RNA of Amborella trichopoda, 587 nucleotides long. RefSeq names its product photosystem II reaction center W (gene PSBW). Gene Ontology annotation, biological process: photosystem II stabilization; photosynthesis. The record is from RefSeq and is a predicted model, not a curated record. NCBI's taxonomy places the organism in Eukaryota, Viridiplantae, Streptophyta, Magnoliopsida, Amborellales, Amborellaceae. Gene Ontology annotation, cellular component: photosystem II; chloroplast thylakoid membrane; chloroplast.